AUGGCCAGCACGUCCUCCGUAGUGCGCGCAGCCGCCCUGCGAUCACGCACCGCUCCCGCGGCGCGCGGCAUCACCCUCGCGAGCGCGUUCUCAACUCAGGACCAAGAACCUUCGCCCGCAGCGCCACGCCAGCCGACCCAGGCCGUGUCGCCGCAACAGCCCUCAGACGCCGAUGCCAGCGCUGCACCGCGCGAGCGCGGCCGCGUCCUGGUGUACCCGGGCACAGCGAGGACCUGGGGCCCCGUCAUGACCGCGCUCAAGGUCGGCAGCGCCACGUGCACGGCGGGGUGCUUGGCGGGGUCGGCCGCGCUGCUUGCGUCGGGCGCCGGCGCGACCACGGCGGCCGCGCUGUCCGCGCCCGGGACGUGGCAGUUCGCGGCCGUCGAGGCGGUCAUUCCCACCGUGUGCUCGCUCUCGGUCGCGGCGACCCUCCUCGUUCACCAACUGUUCAGAGGAUACAUUUACAGGAUGACGCUGGACAUGGAGAGUGGCGACGUGCACGUCGUGACGCGGGACGUGGUCGGGCGAGCGAGGGUGGCAGCGCUGCACACGUCCGAGAUCGAGCGCGGGAGCGGGGAGGAGCCGCCGCUGCUGCUCCAGGGCGACGCAGGCGUUGGCGUCACCGCGCACGUUCAAGAGGGGGCGGAGACGAGGAAGGAGGGGCUGUUCUUGGAGAAGGAGGCGCUAAGGGGGAUGCCGUGGCUCGUGGACGCCCUCUGCCGGCGCGGGGAGGGCGAGGGACGGUACGGCAUGGGCCGGGUGAUGACGUUGAAGCGUGGGCAGAUCGUGGUGUCGGAGGGACGCACGAGCACGCCGUGGGCGGCGCUGGACGACAAGCUGGCGCUCACGCAGCGGGAGCUAGGGGUGUAG
Pedinophyceae sp. YPF-701 is the source of this 870-nucleotide messenger RNA. Lineage: Eukaryota; Viridiplantae; Chlorophyta; Pedinophyceae. The record is from the annotation of a GenBank genome assembly.